AUGGCAAAUAAUUGUUGGUACUUGCUUAUUUUAAUUUUAGUUCUUCUUAUAUUUCCUGGUGAAUAUCAGACAUCAGAAUCCAAACAAACAUGUGCACUUAAUUCGUAUACUAAACCACUGGUAUAUGCUGUUGAUGGAGACAUAAUAAUAGGAGGCAUCCUACAAAUCUUUUUGCUUGUUUCUCAUGGACUUCAUGAUUUUGAAGAAGCCCCUAGUGGUGUCAUUUGUGUAGGACCUACAUUUCAGUAUCUGACUCAAGUCCUGGCUUUUAUAUAUGCUAUAGAGGAGAUCAACAACAGCACAGAGCUUUUACCCAACAUUACUCUAGGAUACCACAUCUAUGAUUCAUGUGUCAGUGAAGUAGUUGCAUUAAUGAGCACUUUCAGCUUAUUAUCUGAGGAAGAAAACCCAGCUCUGAACUAUAUCUGUCAACAAGAUCAAAAGUUGGUGGCAUUUGUUGGACACUUGUUAUCAUCUCAAACUCACGUCACUGCAGAAAUAACUCAGAUCUAUGGAUACCCUCAGAUAAGUUAUGGAGCUCUGGAUCCUGUGUUUAAUGAUCACUUUCCAUCCAUUUAUCAUUCGGUUCCCAAUCAGUAUUCUCAGAACCAAGUUAUCAUAAAAUUACUAAAUCAUUUUGGAUGGACGUGGGUAGGAAUCAUUGCAUCAGAUGAUGAGAGCAAUCACCAACUUAACUACUACCUAAAAAACAGUCAUUUUAAAACAGCAUCUGGAGAGGAAAUUUUUUUCACCAAGGAUGGAAAUAUUCCAGGAAUGUUUCAUAUUCUGAACUGGGUCAUUUAUAAAAAUGGAACAACCAAAAAGAUCGACAUAGGUAUAUUUUUACCAGGUAGUGAUCAACUCAUUAUUAAGGAGAAGGCAAUUACCUGGAGCCCUUAUUUUCAUAAGACUCCCACAUCACUGUGCACAGAAAUGUGUUUAUCUGGCUACCGAAGAGCUCGUCAGAAUGGGAGGCAACCAUGCUGCUUUGACUGUGUUCCAUGUUCUGAAGGGGAAAUUUCAAAUUUUUCAGAUCUUGAAACCUGUGUGAAAUGUCCUUCAGACCAAUGGCCUAAUCCAGUUAGGGAUCAAUGCAUUAAAAAAACAAUAGACUUCCUAUCCUAUGAAGAUCUGUUAGGAUAUGUGCUGUCUGGCUGUGCUUCAGUCUUUAUUUUAUUGACUGCUGUGGUGUUUUUGAUAUUUAUAAAACACAGAGGAACUCCUAUAGUUCUUGCCAAUAAUCAGAACAUCAGCUACAUCCUACUUAUGGCUCUUCUGAUGUCCUUUCUUUGCACUUUCAUGUUCAUUGGACAUCCUACUGGUGUUACGUGCAUGCUGAGACAAGCCACAUUUGUAUUUUAUUUCUCUGUUGCUAUUUCUUCAAUAUUAGGAAAAACAAUGACAGUUCUGGUUGCAUUUAAAGCCACAAAAACUUCAAACAACACUAAAAGGUGGGGCAGAAUAAAUUUUUCUAUGUGUGUGGUCUUUCUUUUCUCUUUAGGGGAAUUUAUAAUAUGUGUGAUUUGGCUAACAUUAUCCCCACCAUAUGUAGAGUCUGAUAACCAAACAAUACCAGGAAAAAUCAUUUUACAAUGUAAUGAAGGUUCAAUUGUAAGUUUCUUUCUGGCAGUUUCAUAUAUUGGUGAAUUAUCCUUUAUGAGUUUUGGUGUUGCUUUUAUUGCUCGCAAGUUACCAGACCGUUUCAAUGAGGCACAGCACAUAACCUUCAGCAUGCUGGUGUUCUGCAGUGUCUGGGCCUCCUUCAUUCCAACAUACCUGAGCACCAAAGGCAAACACAUGGUUGCGGUGGAGAUAUUUGCCAUCCAGGCCUCUUCAGCUGGUCUGUUAAUUUGUAUAUUUACUCCAAAAUGCUACAUUAUUUUGCUAAAACCAGAACUCAAUGUUAAAGGAAAACCUGCUUCUAAAAUAGAGCGAAUACAAUACAAGAGUGGUCAACUAUAG
Xenopus laevis (African clawed frog) is the source of this 1962-nucleotide messenger RNA. RefSeq names its product vomeronasal type-2 receptor 26. Lineage: Eukaryota; Metazoa; Chordata; Amphibia; Anura; Pipidae. Bases 1 to 1962 code for a protein of 653 amino acids. The record is from RefSeq and is a predicted model, not a curated record. The transcript is spliced from 6 exons.